Messenger RNA from Echinops telfairi (small Madagascar hedgehog), 769 nucleotides. RefSeq names its product ER membrane protein complex subunit 9 (gene EMC9). Gene Ontology annotation, cellular component: EMC complex. The transcript has 6 exons. The coding region runs from base 97 to 717 and encodes 206 amino acids. NCBI's taxonomy places the organism in Eukaryota, Metazoa, Chordata, Mammalia, Afrosoricida, Tenrecidae. The record is from RefSeq and is a predicted model, not a curated record.
UGCAAUCGGGACUUCCUUCUAGGCCGGGGCGGGCACCUGUGCUGAGUCAGCGUCACAGCCGAACUUAAGUGAGAGGGAACGUAGGUCCCGCUUGCCAUGGGAGAGGUGGAGAUCUCAGCUCGGGCCUACGUGAAAAUGUGUCUGCAUGCCGCCCGGUACCCCCACGCUGCUGUCAACGGGCUGUUGCUGGCACCAGCGUCGCGAUCUGGUGAAUGCCUGUGCCUCACGGACUGCGUACCCCUAUUCCACAGUCACCUAGCCCUGUCAGUCAUGCUGGAGGUCGCCCUCAACCAGGUGGAUGUGUGGAGCGCCCAGGGCGGUCUAGUGGUGGCUGGGUAUUACCAUGCCAAUGCAGUUCUGGAUGACCAGAGUCCUGGGCCCCUGGCCCUGAAAAUUGCCGGGCGAAUUGCAGAAUUCUUCCCUGCUGCAGUACUCAUCAUGCUGGAUAAUCAGAAACUAGUGCCUCAGCCUCGUGUGCCCCCAGUCAUCGUGCUGGAGAACCAUGGUCCCCGUUGGACCCCCAAGGACAAGAACUUGGUGAUGUGGAGGGACUGGGAAGAAUCUCGGCAGACAGUAGGCGCACUGUUGGAGGGCCGGGCCCACCAGCACCUCGUGGACUUUGAUGCUCACCUUGACGACAUCCGGCAGGACUGGACCAACCAGCAGCUGAACACCCAAAUCGUCCAGUGGAUUGGUCCCACUCAUGGCAAUGCAUGAGCCAGGGCCAGUAGGCUCAGGGUCCAAUAAAGAGACUCGGGCUGAAGGGCAA